AUGAGUGGAGGGAAAAGUGACGUGUCCGUCGGUGUAAAUAUUGCUGUGAAAUCACAGUAACUGUUAAAUUUACAGUUUAAUUUUUAGUGCCGCGCAAAGUAACAGGGUUAUAUCCUUAAACCGUGUGCCUUUUCGGUGGUUUUCCGUGAGUGUUUUAUCUUCGAAAACGGACGGAUGAGCGGGGAAGAAUCUAGGAGAGGUUCAUGGAGGGGUGGAAGUGGAGGAUGGAGAGGAGGGGGAGGAGGAUGGAGAGGAGGGGGAGGGGGAUGGAGAGGAGGAGGUGCAUGGAGAGAUAGAGGAGGUGCAGGGGGAUGGAGAGGUGGAUCGUGGAGAGGAGGAUCUGCAGGACCAGCCUCAAGAGGAGGAGGAAGAGGGAAAGGUGGCUCAGGGAACCAUACCAUGAAUUCUCAGAGAGUUCUUUGUCAGUCCACUUUAGACAUAUUAUGUCCCUACAAAGGAUGGGCACUCUACUUCACAGAAGGAUUCAUAGAGAGCUCACCCUCUGUGGAGAAAAUCAAGGUCUUUGAGAAAUAUUUCUCUUCCAAGAUUCACCUUUAUGACAAGGAUGAGAUUGAGCGUCAAGGCAGUGUGCUGGUGGAUUACACUGACCUGACAGGAGACAAGGUGGUGCAGGAAGCGCUUCCAGAACUAAACACUGACCUGAGGGAACAGCCAGAGUUGAUCUUCAACUGUUUGGGAGUGGCUAUUCACCAGGUCUUGACUACAGAUUUGGAGAAGCAGGCGGCAGAGCUUCAAGGGGAGGAGCUUCCUGUAGCCACACCAAUCAUCAAUAUCCCUCACAUCAGUGCAAGGCUGUAUAAUUAUGAACCUCUGACUCCACUGAGGAUGUUGCGUGCCAGUGUGUUUGGUCGGCUGGUGUGUGUGAGGGGCACCGUCGUCAGAGUGAGCAACAUCAGACCUCAGUGUACUCGGAUGGCCUUCAGGUGUCUGGGCUGCUCUCACAUUCAGUCUUUGCCUCUGCAGCAUGGGAAAUACGCCACUCCCCCAAAGUGUCUCCAGCCAGAGUGUCGCAGCCAUUCUUUUGACCCCUGCCGGAGUUCACCUCUAACACAGACUGUUGACUGGCAGAUCAUUAAGGUCCAGGAGUUGAUCGGCGGAGAACAGAGGGAGGCUGGACGAAUCCCUCGCACUGUGGAGUGUCACCUGACCUCUGACCUCUGUGACAGCUGCGUCCCUGGAGACACUGUCACUGUGACAGGGAUAGUUCGAGUGACCAAGGAUGGAACUCACAAGGGGAAUAAGGACCAGUGUAUGUUCCUCCUGUACAUUGAAGCCACUUCAGUCAGUAACACCAAAGGUCAGCAGUCAAAGGCUGAAGGUCAAGGGUCAGUGAGAUGUUUUGAGGAUCGUUCAGGGGGGGAGGAGUUCAGUCUGAAGGAGCUGUAUGCGAUCCAGGAGAUCCAGUCACAGCCGGACCUGCUCAGACUCCUAGUGCACUCUUUAUGCCCUGCCAUCUAUGGCCAUCUGCUGGUGAAAGCUGCUCUAGUCUUGGCGUUGUUUGGAGGCCGACAGAAAAACAUAGAUAAGAACAGCGUCCCAGUCAGAGGAGACCCUCACAUCCUGAUGGUGGGAGACCCUGGACUGGGAAAGAGUCAGAUGUUACAGGCAGUGUGUAAUGUGGCCCCCAGAGGAAUUUACGUAUGUGGGAACAGCACCAGCACCACAGGGCUAACAGUGACGUUAUCCCGGGACUCAGGCACAGGGGACUACGCUCUGGAGGCUGGUGCCUUGGUAUUGGCAGACCAAGGUCUGUGCUGCAUUGAUGAGUUUGAUAAGUUGGGGAACCAGCAGCAGGCUCUGUUAGAAGCCAUGGAGCAGCAGUCUGUGAGUCUGGCCAAAGCUGGAAUAGUUUCCUCUCUGCCUGCUCGAACCUCAGUCAUAGCUGCUGCCAAUCCCAUCGGGGGACAUUACAACAGAGGCAAGACCGUCUCUGAAAACCUCAAAAUGGGUUCUGCUCUACUUUCUCGCUUUGAUGUUGUCUUCCUCCUCCUGGACAUCCCUGAUGAGUCACAUGACCGCCACCUGUCCGAGUAUGUCAUGGCAAACAGAGCAGGGAAAUGCACAGCUACUAGUGCCAUAGUUACCAGAACCAACAGUGCAUUAGAAACCUCCGUCCUGCUGGAACACUCGGACAUGCCUCUGUCUGAACGUCUGCAGGUUCCUGCAGGGGAAAUUGUAGACCCCAUUCCAGCAUGCUUAUUACGGAAGUACAUCAGCUACGCUCGUCAGUACGUUCAUCCAUCAUUGUCUCCUGAAGCAGCUCAAACCCUUCAGGCCUUCUACCUGUCACUGAGAUCCCAAGCUCAGUCUGCAGAUGCCACACCUAUCACCACACGACAACUGGAGUCUUUAAUUAGACUCACUGAGGCAAGAGCCAGACUGGACCUGAGAGAAACAGCCUCCAAGAGUGAUGCUGAGGAUGUAAUUGAAAUAAUGAAAUACAGUCUGGUCGAUACAUACUCAGAUGGUCUGGGCAAUCUGGACUUUGAGCGCUCUCAGCUUGGCUCAGGCAUGAGUCAACGUAGCGCUGGAAAGCGACUGAUCAACGCCCUGCACACACAUGCUCAGAGGACCAGUCAGAAGCAGUUUGACAUUCAUGCAAUGCGUUCUGUGGCUGAAAAACUGAACAUAAAGGUUAUGGACUUUGAAGGUCUGGUGUGUUCCCUAAAUGAACAAGGUUUCCUGCUGAAAAAAGGACCCAAAUUGUACCAGCUGCAGACCGUCUAAGAACAUACGAGCACCAUUCAGCUUGGUGUGUGCACUGUCUGUACAUGGAAAAAGAAGAGCAUUUAAAAGUGAAAGUACUUUCAAUUGCACCAAACCACCAACCAACAGACAUCUGUGCAUCCUUUUAAGCAAGUAAUGAACUGUAACACAACAGCUGCCACACUGUAUUUUCAAACUACUGAAACCACAUUCUGCACAUCCUCACAGUAACCAAUGCCACAUGAACGAACCAUACACUUCCUAC
Sphaeramia orbicularis (orbiculate cardinalfish) is the source of this 2992-nucleotide messenger RNA. RefSeq names its product minichromosome maintenance 8 homologous recombination repair factor (gene mcm8). Gene Ontology annotation, cellular component: MCM complex; nucleus. The record is from RefSeq and is a predicted model, not a curated record. Gene Ontology annotation, biological process: double-strand break repair via homologous recombination. The coding region runs from base 175 to 2748 and encodes 857 amino acids. The transcript is spliced from 21 exons. Gene Ontology annotation, molecular function: ATP binding; single-stranded DNA helicase activity; ATP hydrolysis activity. Lineage: Eukaryota; Metazoa; Chordata; Actinopteri; Kurtiformes; Apogonidae.